This is a messenger RNA of Manihot esculenta (cassava), 1672 nucleotides long. RefSeq names its product phosphoserine aminotransferase 2, chloroplastic. Gene Ontology annotation, cellular component: chloroplast stroma; cytoplasm. Bases 114 to 1388 code for a protein of 424 amino acids. The transcript has a single exon. Gene Ontology annotation, molecular function: O-phospho-L-serine:2-oxoglutarate transaminase activity; pyridoxal phosphate binding. The record is from RefSeq and is a predicted model, not a curated record. Gene Ontology annotation, biological process: L-serine biosynthetic process. Lineage: Eukaryota; Viridiplantae; Streptophyta; Magnoliopsida; Malpighiales; Euphorbiaceae.
GCAAAAAUUCCGCUCUUUUUCGUCGCUCGGAAACAGAACACUCUUUGUGCUCUGAAAAGCAGUCUCUCUGUUUUCCUUCUUAUUCGUCUCGUCUCCUUUAAAUCUCAACCACCAUGGCGUCGAAACUUACUUCAUCCCCAAACUCUCUACUCCUCCAAAAUCCUAAUCGUCACCACCUCCUUAAACCCAAUUCCUACACCACUACCUUCUCUAAUUUCGCCACCCAAAAUAAGCCCAGUUCAAUCAGAUGUGCAGCCACAUCAACAGCUCCAGUCUCGCCUAUCCCUGCAACCCAAGAUCCCGAAGAACGUGUCUUUAAUUUCGCCGCCGGGCCAGCAACUUUACCUGCCAACGUCCUCAAGAAGGCCCAGGCGGAGCUCUACAACUGGCGUGGAUCUGGCAUGAGCGUAAUGGAGAUGAGCCAUAGAGGGAAAGAAUUUCUCUCUAUUAUUCAAAAGGCUGAGGCUGAUCUCCGAGCUCUCUUGGAUAUCCCGGAAGAUUACGCCGUUCUGUUUCUCCAGGGCGGCGCAACCACCCAGUUCGCCAUGAUUCCUUUGAAUCUUUGCAAGCCCGACGACCCGGUUGAUUAUGUGGUUACUGGAUCGUGGGGCGAUAAGGCUUUCAAGGAGGCACAGAAGUUUUGCAUGCCUAAGGUGAUUUGGUCUGGGAAAUCUGAAAAGUAUACAAAUAUUCCAGCUUUUGAAAGUUUAGAGCAAAACCCAGAUGCCAAAUAUUUGCAUAUUUGCACUAACGAGACCAUUCAUGGAGUAGAGUUCAAUGAUUACCCAACUCCCAAAAAUGGGAUUUUGGUGGCUGACAUGUCUUCAAAUUUCUGUUCAAAGCCUGUGGAUGUUUCGAAGUUCGGUUUGAUCUACGCUGGAGCUCAGAAGAAUGUAGGGCCAUCUGGGGUUACAAUUGUGAUAAUCAAGAAAGAUCUGAUUGGAAAUGCUCAGGAGAUAACUCCUGUGAUGCUGGACUACAAGAUCCAUGCAGAGAACAAUUCACUCUACAACACCCCUCCAUGUUAUGGUAUUUACAUGUGUGGUUUAGUGUUCGAGGAUCUUUUGGCACAGGGUGGAUUAACAGAGGUUGAAAAGAAGAACAAGAAGAAAGCAGAAUUGAUUUACAAUGCCAUUGAUGAGAGCAAUGGGUUCUACAGGUGCCCAGUUGAAAAAUCUGUAAGGUCAUUGAUGAAUGUGCCAUUUACACUUGAAAAGUCUGAUUUAGAAGCCGAGUUUAUCAAAGAAGCUGCUAAAGAGAAAAUGGUUCAACUUAAAGGGCACAGGUCAGUGGGAGGCAUGCGAGCUAGCAUUUACAAUGCAAUGCCACUAGCUGGAGUGGAAAAGUUGGUUGCUUUCAUGAAAGAUUUCCAGGCAAAACAUGCUUGAAGCAGUGAUUGAUUUCAGUGUGCAAUUUCUCUUUCUAGUGAGGCUAGGAAUUGAUCUUAUGAAUUAGAGAUGUGUAAUGUUUUUGGAUUGUCUUUUUUGCUUAUGUUCAAUUUGAUUUCAGUGAAAGUUAAAAUGGGUAUCUUUAGUUGACAGCAUUCUGGGAGGGACAGAAAUUGAGCUGUGUGAUAAGACUGCUACUGAGGACCAAGUGACAAAGGAAAUCUGAAAAAGGUGUACACCAGAUUUGUAGUGAAUGGGAAAUGAAACGGUUUACACGGGGGGUA